GGCGCGUGCAGCCGAGGAUCCCCAGCUCCCCAGGCCUCUCCUCUGAGCCUUCGCCCCUAGGACCACCUCUGGGGCCAUGAAGACCAAGAACCGGCCCCCUAGGCGCCGGGCGACCCCUCAGGACACAGAGGCCAGCCCAGCGGAGCAGACCCCUGACAGGUCCCAGCCAGUCUCUGGGCAGGAGCCAGCCAAGGGUCUGCGGAGCCGAGCAUCACGGGCGCAGGGGGGCCGGGCUGAGGGUGGGCGGCGGCGGCCUGGGCUGGCAGGACCAGGUGGCCGCCGGGAAAGCAGCAUCCAGCGGCGGCUGGAGAGCAACGAGCGGGAGCGGCAGCGCAUGCACAAGCUCAACAACGCCUUCCAGGCGCUGCGCGAGGUUAUCCCGCACGUGCGCGCCGACAAGAAGCUCUCCAAGAUUGAGACGCUCACACUGGCCAAGAACUACAUCAAGUCCCUCACUGCCACCAUCCUGGCCAUGUCUAGCGGGCGCUUCCCAGGCCUGGACGGGCCAGGUCCCAAGCUCUACCAGCACUACCAGCAGCAGCAGCAGGUGGCCGGGGACACGCUGGGCACCGCCGAGGCCCAGCCUGAGGCCCAGCUGCAGAGGUACUCCACUCAGAUCCACAGCUUCCGAGAGGGCUCCUAGCGCCUGGCCCGGGGGCCACAGUUUCCUCCCGCUGGGGGGCCCUCAAGGCGCUGGAGGUGACACCCCAGAAGAUCCAGUUUUUCUGAACUUGGUUGCCUCCUUGGGGUAUGUCCUGACCUUCGGGGGGCCACGGCCAGUGAGUGACUCCGGGCAGUUCGAGGACCUGGCCUUCUACAUUGGACUGGGCAGUGGACAGGCCUUGGCCUGUGUAACUCAUCUCUCUCCACCCUGACCCCUCUGGCUAUCAGGAACUUGCGGGGGAACAUUCUUUUGGUAAGUUCCCCCACCAUGGCUGAGGCCCCUGUGACCUGCAUCAUAGGGCCAGGUGGGGUAAACCAAGGCCCAGGGCCAGCACAGCCUGAAACCACAUGGGAGGGUGGCCAGGCAGGGGUCUGAAGACUCUGGUUCAGGACCCUUCAGGAGCGGGUAGCUGGGGCACUGACCCGGUGCCACCUUUCUGGGCCCGUUGUGGAGCCGUGGGCCUCCAGAGCACUGGGAGCAGCUUUGGCCUGUGUUCGGGGUGGUCCCUGCCACGUGGGGCCCUGGCAGUGCACUAGAUCGUUCCCAGGGCCUGGCUGGAGUCCGGGCACCCUGCCUCCACCCAGGUGCUGCUUCUUCCUGGCGGGAGGGCAGCUUGGCCGAUGCCCACUGCCCCAGGCCAAGCUUCCUUCUGUUUGCGGCUGCUGGCUCCGACAGGCCGGGACUGUGCUCUCCCCUCCCCACUCCCUCCCUGACCCCCAUCCAGGAAGGAGACACAGUAGGAGUCUGUGCUGGGGGAGUGCCUGUCUCACGGGGCCCGUUUUUCUGUGCUCCGACUGUCCCAGAGGCCUCUGGGGCUCAGGCUUUCCUGGGGUUCUGGGUCAGGGUGGCCAUGGCCAAUGACCACACCUGUGCACAUGGGUCAGGAGGGGACUGCCCCCCCACUUCCAGAUCCUGACAAGGCCAGUCUGACUAUGGAAGCCAAAAGGGGCCCACUCGGAGCCCGGGAACUGUGGGUGCUGCCUGGGGGUGCUGCCAGGCUAGGGCAUGAGGUGGCCAGUGGCAGUGUCCCUGCUCGGCCCCAACUUGCGAGUAAACCUAAAACUGAGAGAAGGAGCUGAGAUGGGGCCCAGGCCUGGCUGCCUCAUGUGGAACUUGAUCUUCAUGGCAUUUUCUCUGUCCCCAACUGAUACUGCUCAGGGGUGACAUGCACCAAGGCCAGCUGCUUACCUGUGCAGUGGUGGACCCGUUGCUCCUGGGGGACAGACUGUUCCCACCUGUCACCCUGGACCCCAAUUCUGUGUUGGACUUGGGUCAGUGCCCUGCUCAAGUCCUGGACCUGGCCAGUGGGUCAGAGAUGCUGCAGCUGCCUGGCCUGCACCCGGGACCCGGUCGGGGCUGGAGCUGGAACUGCCAAAUGGGCAGGAUGGAGUCAGGACUCGGCGCUGACGCAGCCCAGUGUUGGGGGCGGACAUGGGGGGAGACAACUGUUCUGUGGUUGUCCUGGCGAU
This is a messenger RNA of Sorex araneus (European shrew), 2133 nucleotides long. RefSeq names its product basic helix-loop-helix family member a15 (gene BHLHA15). Gene Ontology annotation, molecular function: protein dimerization activity. Lineage: Eukaryota; Metazoa; Chordata; Mammalia; Eulipotyphla; Soricidae. Bases 77 to 643 code for a protein of 188 amino acids. The record is from RefSeq and is a predicted model, not a curated record. The transcript is spliced from 2 exons.